Tribolium madens (black flour beetle) is the source of this 2975-nucleotide messenger RNA. Its product is annotated as death domain-associated protein 6-like. Bases 273 to 1673 code for a protein of 466 amino acids. Gene Ontology annotation, molecular function: histone binding. The record is from RefSeq and is a predicted model, not a curated record. The transcript is spliced from 6 exons. Lineage: Eukaryota; Metazoa; Arthropoda; Insecta; Coleoptera; Tenebrionidae.
UCGUUAAUGUUUUUGCCUAUUAAUGCGGCGGGUAAGUCAAACUUGUUACGUGACCAAAACAAACUGCGAAGAAUUAGAUUCGAGACUURAAAUAUUUUUUUCUUAGAUUACCGAUGUAGGGAUUUUCGUGGAAAAAACGUCAAACUAGAAACRUCAAUAACCUAACUUUGAAAGAACCACACAAUUUUAUUAUAUUUUAAUUAAUUUAGUGAGAUUAUUAUGUGCAAKUGUGGUUUAUAUUGUUGUGUCUUCAGGAAGUAAAACAUCGAAAGAUGUAUAGUGGUGAAGUCAUAACUUUAUCUUCUGAUGAUGAAUUUGAGAGCCCCCCUCCGAAGAAACUCAAGUUUCUAUCAGGGCACACUGAAACCACCAACUCUAUUAUUAAAAAAUUAAAUAGACUCAAGGAGAUAACUGCAGUACCAUGUGAAGAUAAGGAAAUUAAAGUCAUUUACAAGGAGGAGACCAAUUUGAUAACAAUUGAAGACAAAAGCAARGAGAAUGAAACCGUAGUUAACCUAAUUGAUGAUUCUUUUGAAGACAAUGAGCCCCAAAUAAAGGAGAAAACUGCCGUUGAUUGUCUCAAAGUUGAAAGCACCACCGAGGAAUGCUUGGUUAUUGGCUCCGAAUCUGAGACUGAAGUCGAAGGGGACCCCCUUGUGGUCCCUCCUCCAACCCAAAACUGCGCUUCGGCCCCCCCUAACCCCGAAAAUUACGAAGUCAUCGUCCGGCCUUCCACCUCCAAAGCCUCUGAAGCCCACAAUCUCCUCGAGGAGUUCCUCGACGUUUGCACAAAAUCGAUGAGAGACUCAAAAUACGCCGAUCGAGUGUUCCCCAAGUACCAAAAAAUGCGCAAAAGCUUCAACAAGUGCGAGGAGAUUCACAACGACCCCAACUUUCACAGAACCUUGCAGGAUUUCACGGAGAGCGCCAAGGGCUCCGCCCCCGAAGCGGUGGUGAGCUUCCAGAGACUCUACUCGUACAUCCUCGACCACAUCAAGGGCGACAGUGUGGAAGUCCCGGAGGAAAACCUCCCCAAAAUCCGGAAAUUGGAAAAAACGCUCAAGAAGUUGAUGAAAGUCAUCAGGAGGCUGGAGGAGGCCGAAGUGGAUUUUAACGACGAGGAGGAUUCGACGUACAUGAAGCUGGACAGAUAUACAGAUAGAYUAAACAAAGUUUACAARAAGUAUUGUGAACUUUUGCAUAGAAAUCCCUUCGCUGGACGACUUCUCUACGAAAAAAUCAAAUUUGUUCACUCGAAGUAUAACGAAAUUAAUCGGGCCAUUACGAAGUCUUACAAACACAAUCGGUUCCCCACCUAUUACGAUAUAGAGAAAUGUGUGAGGAAGUGUGUCAAGGAGCACAAUUUGGAGUUAUCGGAAAACGAGAUUCGGGAGGAAAGUAAGAGUUGUUUCACGAAAAUGGGAAAUUUGCUACAAAUGAAACGGAAGAAGGAACUCUACGAAGUUCAUUGCGGUUUUAUCACACUUAACGAAGAUCCCGCGAACAAAGAUCAAGAAUUGAAAACCAAAUUGCAAGAAAGUCGGACUCAAGGUGACCGAAAAUUGCAAGAAAUCGUMGAAAAAUACGUCAAAUUGCAAGAUGGUAACGUUAAUAUUGAGUUGAGUGAGGAUAGUGACGAUAGUGACUAUAAAAGUAGUGAUAGCGGAGAAUAAUUUUUUAUCAAAAUUUUAAUUUUAUAAAAUAUCACUAUUCAGGUAUCAUGUCAAUACUUAGCUCCUCUCCCAUGUUACUAGGCGAAGUCUCCAGCUCCCCCACAUCAUUAGAUUCGCUACAAAAUUCAAUUUUAGUGAAUUAGUGUAGUACAAAACUCAUAUUAAUGUGCAUCGAAGUAGUCGUUGAAAGGAAUCAUUUUAAGGUGGCAACCKUGCGAAAAUUCAAAUAAUCCUAACCUCAAUCUUUUUUAAAAAUUAUUUUUUCAAAUAAAUGUGUACCGCAGGUAGCAAAAAAUCAUUAAAAAUAACAACGUAGUUAACAAAGGGUAGCAAACUUAAAGAUUUUUGUCAUUAUUGAUGUGAUUUUGAAUGACAUUAAUGACACUUUUUGUGUGAAUUGGCCUUUAAAUUAAGGAUGCAUUUAGACUUCUACAACCUACUUGAUGCACAUUAAUAUAAAGAUUACCUGUCAAGUGAAGGUUCAUUACUGAACAUCUCUGUGGGUACGGUGGGGGGCGCCCUCUCGGGCACCAACUCCACGUAAUUCUGCGCUUGCAAAUGCCUCUCCACCUCCUCGGGGGUCAUGUGCCCGUCCGACAAAAUGUUGCUAGUGGAGCUCCCAGGCAUGUGUACUAGAGUGUGGUGUGCCACGGGUUUGGCCGGUCUGGGGGCCGGGUUUCGCUUUUUUUUCGCCGCUGGUAACACUUUCCCGGGGCCGUUAUUGAACGAAUUCUCGAGUUUUCUCCUGAAGACAAAAAUGAGUCUAAAAAGGCCUAGUAAAACCGCCCCACGCACUUUUUGGCCGGUGCCUCCACUUUGACGGGCUCGCCGUCGUCCGAAGAGUCGGUUUCUUCCGAUUCUGAGGUGGAAUUGUCGACUUUUUCGUGCAAAAGGAGGCGGUCGAGGAGGAAAGUCCUGUCUCGGGUGACGGAUAAGAGGCGCUUUUGGGCGGCGCGGAGGGCUUGCAUGAGAGCUUCAUUUUCCUGAAAGGGGCUGUAGAUGUGCAUUGGCGAGUCUCAUACUUACGUAAACUAAAUUGUGGAACUUGCGUUUGAGGAAUUUGUACUCUUUUUUGAAUUUGGACUCCUCCUGAGAGCGCUCCUCCUCUUCGGCUAGACUCGCCGCGUUCGCCAUUGAACGGCAAUACCAGCCGUCCAACAUUGUUAAACAAUUUUAUCGCWAAAUUGUUUGUUUUUGUCAAUGACAGUUUGAGGUUAUAACACUAUCGCCAACCAGACAAGACUACAAUUACUAACGAUCAAACUUUUUUUAAAUCUAAUAAAUAAAAUAAUUUUGUUACUA